CCCGGCAUGGCCCCUCCCAUUGUACCUAUGAUCCAUCCUCAGGUUGCUAUUGCUGCUUCACCUGCUACGUUGGCUGGAGCAACAGCAGUCUCUGAGUGGACGGAGUACAAAACAGCAGAUGGAAAGACUUACUAUUAUAACAAUAGAACUUUGGAGUCAACAUGGGAAAAACCUCAAGAACUGAAAGAAAAAGAAAAAAUGGAAGAGAAGAUUAAAGAGCCAAUUAAAGAAUCUACAGAGGAGCCUUUACCAAUGGAGACAGAAGAAGAAGAACCAAAAGAAGAACCUAUAAAAGAACUUAUAAAGGAGGAGCCAAAAGAGGAAGAAAUGACUGAAGAAGAAAAAGCAGCUCAGAAGGCCAAGCCAGUUGCAACCACUCCUAUUCCAGGAACUCCAUGGUGUGUGGUGUGGACUGGUGAUGAGCGUGUUUUCUUCUAUAACCCUACCACUCGUCUUUCUAUGUGGGACCGACCAGAUGACCUAAUUGGAAGAGCUGAUGUGGACAAAAUUAUUCAAGAACCUCCUCAUAAAAAAGGAAUGGAAGAAGGAAAAAAACUUCUUAGAGAAGAGCAUGAAUCUACAGAAGAAGCAAAUGAAGAUGAGCCUAUUAAAAUUAAAAAGCGCAAGAAAGAUGAUAACAAAGAUAUUGAUUCAGAGAAGGAGGCUGCUAUGGAAGCUGAAAUUAAAGCUGCUCGAGAGAGAGCCAUUGUCCCUCUGGAGGCUCGCAUGAAACAAUUCAAAGACAUGCUUCUAGAAAGAGGGGUCUCUGCUUUUUCAACAUGGGAGAAAGAGCUACACAAGAUAGUUUUUGAUCCUCGUUACUUACUUCUCAACCCAAAAGAAAGAAAACAGGUGUUCGAUCAGUAUGUGAAAACCCGAGCAGAAGAAGAGCGUAAGGAGAAGAAAAACAAAAUAAUGCAGGCCAAGGAGGAUUUCAAGAAAAUGAUGGAAGAAGCAAAGAUUAAUCCAAGAACUACUUUUAGUGAAUUUGCAGCCAAGCAUGCUAAAGACUCGAGAUUCAAGGCAAUUGAAAAGAUGAAAGAUCGAGAGGCCUUGUUUAAUGAGUUUAUCACAGCGGCAAGAAAGAAGGAAAAAGAAGACUCGAAGACCAGAGGUGAGAAGAUCAAAAUGGACUUUUUUGAACUACUAGCUAAUCACCACCUGGACAGUCAGUCUCGCUGGAGCAAAGUGAAGGACAAAGUAGAGACUGACCCCCGUUACAAAGCAGUGGAUAGCUCUUCACAGCGGGAAGACCUUUUCAAACAGUACAUCGAAAAAAUAGCUAAGAAUUUAGAUUCUGAAAAAGAAAAGGAGCUGGAAAGACAAGCUCGCAUUGAGGCAAGUUUGCGUGAACGAGAAAGGGAAGUCCAGAAAGCUCGUUCAGAGCAAACCAAGGAAAUUGAUAGAGAACGUGAGCAGCACAAACGGGAAGAAGCUAUACAAAACUUCAAAGCGCUUCUGUCUGACAUGGUGCGUUCUUCAGAUGUGUCAUGGUCUGAUACCAGAAGGACUCUCCGCAAAGAUCAUCGAUGGGAAUCUGGCUCCUUACUAGAAAGAGAAGAAAAAGAGAAGCUCUUUAAUGAACACAUUGAAGCACUUACCAAAAAGAAGAGGGAACACUUCAGGCAACUUCUGGAUGAAACUUCAGCGAUAACUUUAACAUCAACAUGGAAAGAAGUGAAAAAAAUCAUUAAAGAAGAUCCAAGGUGCAUUAAAUUUUCUUCAAGUGACAGGAAAAAACAAAGGGAGUUUGAGGAGUACAUUAGAGACAAAUACAUUACUGCCAAAGCUGACUUCCGAACACUAUUGAAAGAGACCAAAUUUAUAACAUACAGAUCCAAAAAGUUGAUCCAGGAGUCAGAUCAACAUCUGAAAGAUGUAGAGAAGAUACUACAAAACGACAAGCGAUAUCUGGUACUUGACUGCGUACCGGAAGAGAGACGCAAACUCAUUGUGUCCUACGUAGAUGACCUGGACCGUCGAGGCCCGCCUCCACCACCCACAGCUUCAGAGCCUACAAGACGAACAACAAAAUAGUUAUGAAGUACUCUUAAGCCAAGGGUAUCUCUUAAAUCAAAAAGCUUGCAUGAGCCAUCUGUCAGGUUUAUACAUAUACAUUACCGUGAAUAUAUUGCAAAACCAUCUGAGGAGCAGAGGAAGAAGCAGCAUUUGUGAACAUAAAAUGGUCUCUGAG
This is a messenger RNA of Phaethon lepturus (White-tailed tropicbird), 2194 nucleotides long. It is a transcript of the gene TCERG1, whose product is annotated as transcription elongation regulator 1. Gene Ontology annotation, cellular component: nucleus. The transcript is spliced from 15 exons. The annotation marks the transcript as partial. Gene Ontology annotation, molecular function: transcription coregulator activity; RNA polymerase binding. Lineage: Eukaryota; Metazoa; Chordata; Aves; Phaethontiformes; Phaethontidae. The record is from RefSeq and is a predicted model, not a curated record.